This is a messenger RNA of Entrophospora candida, 399 nucleotides long. NCBI's taxonomy places the organism in Eukaryota, Fungi, Glomeromycota, Glomeromycetes, Entrophosporales, Entrophosporaceae. The record is from the annotation of a GenBank genome assembly.
AUGAAAGGAGAUCGUAAAAAGAUCCUUAAAGAAAAUGAUCCCAAUCUAGGAAAAUUAGAAACAUAUGGAAUUCUUGUUUACAAGAGAGAUGUUUUUCUUUAUGCUAUGCAUUGGGCUGGUGGAGUUUAUCUUGUUGACCAGUUUGAUGGGUUUGUGGUUCCUAAUACACCUAUACAAUUAAAGAAUUUGUCCCAUAUUAUACAAAGAGUGAUUAUAUUUAAGAGCCAUGUUGUAAAUCUACAACAGCACAUAGAGUCUUCAUUGAAAUUAAAAAAAUUUUUUAAAUGUGGUGGCACUCAGCAUGCAGAUGAUUAUAUUGUUGAUGCAUCUCCACAGAAAAAAAUUCGAGUUUCUUCGAUAGAUAAUGUCUCAAGAGUGAUGUUAAGUGAUGUUAAGUGA